AUGUGGCGCCGCAUCUCCGCCGUAACUUUUGCUUCUGCCGUCUUUCUCAAGGCGGGUGGUCGCAGUGUUUUUGUGCGGGAUCUGCGCACUCCCGUAAGCAUUGCGAAGGGAGAGGUCGAGUACCCGGCUGUGUUGCUGUGGCGGUGGAAGAGCAACCGUCAGCGGCACCUUGUACUAAGUGUGCAGUCUCCCGACAGUCAUGUGGGAAUGGCACCGGAGGCGGCAGCGAAGAUGAUUUCUGAAGACAGGACAGCCCCAAAUGGAGGUAAAGUGAGUACUGAUAUCACGGGGGACUACUUUUUUGGUCGUAUUUUUCUCCGGCCUUAUGAUGUUGCAUCACUCCUGGCUGCGUUCGAGGGUAAGAUGCGGCACGUGUCGAUGGAAAAACAACACUCUUCGCUACAUUUGAAGCCAAUACCUAGAUGGCAAGGAGGGGAGGGUGGAGGCUUUGGUGCACGUGAAGGCAAGUCCUUCCCUGCACUACCAUCGGCUUUUGCGCUUGCAGGUGAAGUAACUGCAAAAGUGGUGACCGCAGGCCCGAAGAACACAGAGGAUGGAUCCAAUCUACUGGACGAUGAGGAUGAGGAUGAUGAUGCUGCGAACGCGGGAGGGGCAGCGACGAAGUACAACUUGGAUGAUCGGCGAAGUUUCAACGCCACCAUCGAGGAGGAAAAUCUCGUUUUUGUGAUGAAAUACCUGGACGCGGUAUUAGGGGAUAUGUUCGGUAUCCAGCAUCAAUACCAUGCCCGUAUAACGAAUGAGCUACUUGUGAAGCGGGAGAUGGCUAUAUAUGCCCUUCAACAAAAGAAAAAGGUGACCACUAAAAAGGAGCACCGCUAUAGAAGUAUGGAGGAGGUGGAUGAGACGGUUGCCGUGGAGGAUAGUUGUGGUGACUCUUUCUCAAGGAAAGCGCGUGGGGAAGGGGUGUCAAAAAUGUUGAUGGUGAGGGGAGAACGUACGGUCGCUGCUCCAGUUCGUGCUUCAUCCCUCACUCGUACCCCGCCUAAACGAUUUGUAGGAUCUACCGCCGGGGCAAGCGCCGUGGGCUCGGCUAUCGCUCACGCCGCGGUUGCCUCCGCCGCGGCCAGUACUUUCAGAAUGAAUUCUGGUAGGUCGAGCAGCGAUAUGGAGGUCGAAACCAGAGCAGACGCUUUCGAAGCAACCUCAGGACAUGCGAAAGAUGACGACGAAAGCUCUUCGGCUGCCUCAUCUGAUGAUGGCAGUGGGUCUUACAGCUCGUCCUACAGUGACGAUAGCGAAACCGACGAUUCGGACGAUGAUGGCAGCAGUGACGACGAACCCUCUACGCGUGAUGAUGAUCCUGUUGAUGACGAGAGUGACGGUGACAGUGACGGUGACAGUAAUGAUAACAGUGACGGCAGUGAAGAAGACAGCAGCGAUGGCGACGACAGCAGUGACGAGGUUUCCAUAUACGAUCACGAUCCUGUCGAUGAUGACAACGAUGAAGAUGAUAACAGCGAUAAAGAUGGCGAGGGUGAGGACAGCGAAGAUGAAUGCGACAGCGAGAGCUCUACCAUGUACGGUCGUAGGGGGGAUGACCGUGAGAGUGAUGAUGAUCACACCACCCUUAGCAGCGACGACACUGGGGAUGAUGAUGACGACACAGGAAACUACGCUGAUGACGACACUGGGGAUGACGAUGACGAUGAUGAUGAUGAUGACGACGACGAUGAUGAUGAUGAACAUAACUAA
Trypanosoma brucei brucei TREU927 is the source of this 1713-nucleotide messenger RNA. RefSeq lists its product as hypothetical. Lineage: Eukaryota; Euglenozoa; Kinetoplastea; Trypanosomatida; Trypanosomatidae. The transcript has a single exon. The record is from RefSeq and is a predicted model, not a curated record. Bases 1 to 1713 code for a protein of 570 amino acids.